This is a messenger RNA of Paramecium pentaurelia, 993 nucleotides long. The record is from the annotation of a GenBank genome assembly. NCBI's taxonomy places the organism in Eukaryota, Ciliophora, Oligohymenophorea, Peniculida, Parameciidae.
AUGAAUUUAUUAAAGAAUUAAUGUUAUAAAAAUAAAACAAGUUCUUCCUAUCAAGUUUUAUAUUCAUAACAUACUAAUAUCUUUGGCUAUCAAUUAGCCUUUAUAUGCGAAGAAUCAAAAUUAUUUGGGUAUACAGAGUAGGAAAAUAUUUGGCUUUAGGAAUUUUAAAUUAAGGAAUCAUUAUUUAACAAAAAUCAAUACUAUACAUCCUUCAAUUAAAAACUUGAAGGUCAUAACUAUGAAAUCAAUGUUUUAGAAUAUAAUUCAUCUCUUAAGCUAUUAGUUUCUGCAAAUUUUGAAGAAAUGAAAUUAUGGUAAAAAGAUAAUUAAAAAUAAUGGAAGAAUAAAUAAACAUUAAUGAUAUCACUUACAAAAAGAUUAAUUAUAAUAAGCGAUAAAUUAAACUAAAUUAUUUAUUCGCCUUGUAGAAAAAUAUCUGUAUUAUAAAACAUAGAUAAAGAAAAUAUUAAAUUUUCUUAAAUUUAAUUAAUAAAAUUAUAGGAAAAUUUAAUUAAAUCAUUUAAUCUCAAUGAAUAAUAGGAUCUAUUGUUUGUAGAGUAAUAUGAUUUUGAAAUUCUUAUUUUAAGAGUUUAAGAAUAAAAAUGGCAUAAAAUACAGCUCCUAACAAAUAUAAAAGAUUGUAUAUUUAUUGGAGUAAAAAAGUUCUUCUUUAAUUAUUAUUCGCAAGAUAUAGUAAAUCAAUAAUAUAAAGUUUUUGCACUUAAUAAAAAAAAUAACUAAUUCGAAAUAAUUCAUGAGAAAGAAAUUGACUCUAAUGAAUAGACUUUGGAUGAAACAUCAUUUUUUACAGCUUUUUAGACAACAAAAUGUUGUAAAGUGUACCAUUCAUCAUCCAAAGGUAUUAUCACUUAUAGAAAUACAAUAUAAAAUUUUGAAAGGGUUUUGGCAGUAUCAUCAAAAGGAUUGUUUAUAGUAAGAUUGAAUUUUUAAGCAAGUUAAAUAAAUAUAUAUAUCAAUACAUAAAAUACUUGA